AUAUAUGUGCUUCUCGCUCUGUGCUUAUAAAACGAACAUGAUAUUCGAUUUCGAUGAGGAAAAGAAAAAAAAGUAUGUAACACUGUAUGCGAAAAAUAUACGCGGUAGAUAAAAAAAGAGGCUUUAUUCCUCGAUGGUGAUACGCGCGAAGCAAAGGGGUCAAUUCUGAUCGUCAAUUCUGUCGAGUAAAAUUAAACUUGCAAAUAUAUAAUAUACCCAGUGUAUUAAAAAUGUACAUUACUUAUCUUCUUCCUAAAGCCCAGUGCAAUUUGUAGUGAUAUGCAUUCAGCAGCUGACAACAACUUAAAAAAAUGUGAUGCAAGAAAGAAAGAUCAAUGCCAAAGAGAUUGGAUGUAUAAGAUAUGGUCGUGCAUACACGGUAAACGAUUAUACGAGCAUUCUUAAGAUGAUUGUCACAAGAAGUUAAAUUAGUGGAACAUGGUUGUUUGUUGUUCGUGCCAUUUUUGUUAAGUGAUAAGUCAUGCCUGGAGAACCAUCAGCGACAACUGGAAAUAAAUCCAGUGGUAAAGCAAAGAGGAUCUCCAUACCUCGUGUGCAAAGCAGUACCGACACAGAGUUACAGUCGCAACAAAGUGGUUCUACUCCUUUACAACCAACUGCAUUGCACUAUGUUAGCUUUCGUUCAGAGUUAGAGGACAGUCCUAUCCCGCCAACCUUGCGAUGCCGUUUAUAUGAUCUCUUUCAACAAAUUGAAAAGGAAUUUGAAAUGUUGUAUACUGAAAAUCUUGGAUUACAGGAAAAGAUUGACAUUCUAAAUGAUAAGCUCGAGAGAGAAUGUUAUGGAUCAGGUGAACGCAGUUUACCUCCUGGAGAUCUUACAGAUUAUCCGGAAACGAAAAACCUUUCCAAACAGAAAUCAAUGGGUGCAAACUCGGCGCAAAAGAUUAAAACUUCACACAAAUUAAAAGCACAGACUAGUAAAAUAGUAUCAAGCUUUAAAACUCCAUCUAUGACUUGCACCAUGCAAAGAGAAUACGUGGGCCACCGAGACGGUGUAUGGGAGAUAUCUGUGAGCAGAUCGGGACAACCUAUCAUAGCGACUGCUUCUGCUGAUCACACCGCACGUAUAUGGGCAAUAGACAGUAGCCGAUGUUUAUUACAAUAUAUCGGUCAUAGUGGAUCUGUGAAUUCAGUACGAUUCCAUCCAAAUCGAGAACUGGCAUUAUCGGCGAGUGGCGACGGUUCCGCUCACGUAUGGCAGGCAGCUGUCGAUUGGGACAUGCCGAAAAGAGUACCAUCGUUAGAAGAACUUCCAGUAGCCAGUUCCGAACGAUCUGCUACAAAUAAUCUAAUUAGUACUAACGACGAGCAAGAGGAUCCCCCGACUUUGAGAACGCCAAUACGAGAAUUGCUGGGCCAUUCGAGCGUUGUAAUGGCUGCAGAUUGGCUCUGUGGCGCCGAACAAUUGGUUACAGCUUCUUGGGAUAGAACAGCGAAUUUAUAUGACACGGAAACAGGGGAAAUUAUACACACGUUAUGUGGACACGAUCAAGAAUUGACUCAUGUGUCGACUCAUCAUAUGCAAAAAUUAUGCGUUACAUCCAGUAGGGAUAACACAUUCCGAUUGUGGGAUUUUAGAGAACCGAUACAUUCGGUUUCAGUAUUUCAAGGUCAUACAGAGACAGUAACAUCUGCAGUCUUCACAAGGGAAGAUAAAAUUGUAUCCGGCUCAGAUGACAGAAGUGUAAAAGUUUGGGAAUUACGUAAUAUACGCAGUCCCUUAGCAACAAUAAGAGGAGAUAGUGCUGCUAACAGACUGUCAGUUUCCAGUACCGGGAUAGUUGCAAUACCGCACGAUAAUAGACAGAUACGUUUAUUUGAUUUAAGUGGUCAACGUCUAGCAAGAUUACCUAGGACUAGUAGACAGGGUCAUCGUAGAAUGGUGUGUUCCAUUGCUUGGUUGGAAGAUAAUAAUGUGUGUAAUUUAUUUUCUUGUGGUUUUGAUAGACUAAUAUUAGGUUGGAGUGUUCUUCCUGUCAAAGAUGCUUAAAUAUCAAAACUGGUUUUAUAUCAGAUACUUUAUGUCAUGUUAAUGUGAUAUUCGGAAUAUUUAGGUGCAAUUUAGAAAUGGAAGUGCAUAUGUAACUAUACAGCAAAAUUCCAGCAAUUAAUCCAAUCAAAGAGCCUCCCUUUCCACUCUUGCAGACAACUGCAAUAAAUAAGCAAAAUAUAUAUUACAUGUAUUA
This is a messenger RNA of Camponotus floridanus (Florida carpenter ant), 2207 nucleotides long. RefSeq names its product WD repeat-containing protein 37 (gene Wdr37). NCBI's taxonomy places the organism in Eukaryota, Metazoa, Arthropoda, Insecta, Hymenoptera, Formicidae. The transcript has 6 exons. The record is from RefSeq and is a predicted model, not a curated record. Gene Ontology annotation, cellular component: preribosome, large subunit precursor. Gene Ontology annotation, molecular function: protein binding. The coding region runs from base 482 to 2011 and encodes 509 amino acids.